UUCCGCGUCGGUCACGCGGUCGGUCAUAAGUGGCGGACGCGCGUGGGCCUCCCCAUAUCCGGCCCAGAUUACGUUGGAUACCCAGACGUUUGGGCCCAGUAUGAGGAGCCUGUCUGAGUCGGGUGUUUUAUGACUGGUCAGCGACCGGACCAUCUGCCUGGGCGUAUAGACCGGAGGGGGUAGGGUGUUGUUUGGGGCGCCCAGAUGCUCUGAACUUGUUAAGACUAUGGAUUUAAAUUUCCAGGGUCUUGCUUCUGACAGGGGCUUUGCAGUUAUAUAGCCCAAUUCGCAGGGCACUACAUUGUGCACGUUAUGCAUAAAAAAAUUGCAGUAAAACUCAAUACCCUGUUUAGCCGGGAGUAAACCACGGCUCAAGUAGCAAAAGUAGCUAGUUCGGUGAAAAAAAGUGUAUCCUGGUUAUGUACUGAUGCAACGUUCAAUCAACUGUCUCUGAUUAGUUGAUAAGACCCAUAUGGUGCGUAUCAGUCCAUGCGGGAGUGACCUCAUUCCCGAAACAAAGAACACCCAGAUAUGCAUCACAAAUGGCUUUCAGGCCAGGUUGAUGUGCUCGUAAUCCCACAAAUUGCAGUUAAAAAGUACUCCCUCUGUGAACACAUAUAAGACGUUUUAGAUCGCUAUACAUAGGGAGUACAUCUUUUUUUUAAAAGAAGGUUAAACCCCGGCCUCUGCAUCAAUCGAUGCAUACAACCAUCUUUACUAAUUAUUUUAUAAAGGUCUGACAAGAAAGUACAUCAAGCCACACAAAGCCACCACUCACAUCUACAAACUCGAUAAUGUGGAGUGCUUUCACCCUCAUAUCUAAAACCGGUGUCGUCGCCGAUUCAUUCACAUAACGUAUCGGAAUCAACAGCCGGUGCAGCAGACCUAAAGCGCGCACCACAUGCACACGUUUUAGAAGCCAGAAGCCGCCAUCAUCCUCGUACCGCUAAUCCAUCUUCAGGAUAGAGAUCCGCAUCAUCCUUGCCAGUACGGACAACCGUCGAUGCCACCAGGGCGCCCAACGGCACCACCGCCCUGCGCGUGUUCAUCCAAACGCGAAGACUCCGGAAGAUCUGUCGUGGGUAGCACCUGGGGAGUACAUGUUAAUUACUCCCUCGGUUGCUAAAUAUAAGUCAUUGUAGAGAUUACACGACCACAUACGGAUGUAUAUGGAUGCAUUUUACAGUGUAAAUUCACUCAUUUUGCUUCGUAUGUAGUUCAUAGUGAAAUCUCUAUAAAGACUUAUAUUUAGGAACGGAUGAAGUAUUUGAUUAAUACCAUCUUUACCCCUAACUUUUAAGUUUGUGGCUGCAAUUGGCCCAUUUAGCAAAUUUUUCACAUUUUUGCCCCAUUAAGCAAACAUGUGCCACAGUUUACCCAACUUGUGCCACAUUUAAACCCUUUUAGAAAUGUCAAAAAUCUGCUAAAUGGGGUAAGUUUUUUCGAUAAAGAGUAUAUAUUAAUAUCGCGAAGAUACCAAUUACAUCCAGCCUCUGCAACAACGCAAUGCCCUAAUGACAUGACAGAUGCACACAUCCAAAAAAUAAGAAGAAACUAAAAAAAAUCCCACUACAGUGUUUCAAGCCUUGCAGCAGCAGCACAACCACCACCAAGACAACACCUGAUGUCCAGGUUCUCCAAAAGCGACGCCUCCAAAGAGGAAACAGUGCACCAAACCGUCGUCGUUCGAUCAUAGAUCAUGGGUUUUCACCCCGGAGAAAAUCCCUGCUCUCUAAACAAUGCCUUCAAGAAGACCAUUGCCAGGCACAACCAAUUACGGCCAGACCUUGGAUUUUCACCCUGAAGAGAAGACUUUGAACUUCACCUGUGUUGUCGCCCCCACUUACAUACCGCUGCUGCGAAUCCCGAAACUCCAAGCAAGUUCCUGAACGCCGUAGACUCCAAUCACCAUUACUAGUCCUCUAAUCUCGGCUUCCAUGACAUUCUCCGCCUCUGCCAUCAACAUGGAGCUAAACAUAUCUCCUGAUGGCAACAGAUAGCAGAGCUUCGCGCCGCUCGCUCCUUAAGGGAGAACCAAUGGGCACGAUUGAAUCCCACCCGAUCCAGCAAUCUCCAGGCAUAACACGCCCAUGGGAGUUCGCCGGCGGAGCCUUCCGGAACCCGCCACUCCGGCCAGAUCAGGAAGGACAGAUGUCAGGCAACUCUUCGUCUUGGCGCAAGAGGAACCCUAGGACCGCUGCCUUUAUUCGAGCACACCAGCAUGCCCCCACACCGCCGGUCGGAGCAGCAUCGGAGAAGGCAGCCGCAGCGCACGACCACGCUGCGCACCACCCGCCCUGAAGACGCCGCUCCGGCUUCAGGCCACAGCUACAAGCAUCGCCGCGUGGAGCAGCGGAGCAACGCCGGCCCCGCGCUAGAGAACGGUGACCGAGGGGUCCCGCCGCCGCCGCGCCGCCAGGGCUUUGCCCGGCGACGCCUCGAUGGCAGCGAGAUGAGAGGGAGGCACGGGGUGGCUUGCUCGAGCCCGCAGGGGCGGCCCGGCACGGCCGCACGGGAGCGGGACCGGGAGAGGAGGAGGGCCCGACUCGAGCUCCUCCGCGGGGGGAGAGCCGGUGAAGAAGGCGCCGGCCUUCGGGAUGGAUGGAGAGAGGACGUCGGGAGGGUCCCGGAUCUGCGGUAAAUGGGGUAUACAAUGGUACCAGCUUCAGUGUACCUGGGUUUUACUGCCGCAAUAAUUUGGGUUGGAAAGGGCACGUAUCUUACCUCGGCUGCCCUCAGUCAUGCAAGAGACAAUAAUCUACCUGAUCGCCCGGCUGUAGGAAGAUUUAAUGGAGAGUUCUGGGGAGUGUUCGCUAGCACGCAGGUACAGAAAAGAUUUGAAAAACAAACUAUUUCUAGCCGAAGUUAACAUGAAAACAUAUGCUUUGGUAUUUUUUUUAUACCUCGAGUGUUUUUUUUUCCUUUUCGAAAAAGGGGUGUACCCCGGACUCAAGUGUAGCUUCUAUUCUUCUUGCACAUAAGACAGAUACCCUCUACGGUUACAACGGUACAAUGAUCUCCGACUGGGUGACUUGUGCUACAUCUGAAUUAUGCAGGUCAUUGGAAAUCUGAUCUCAUUUGCCGUACUGCGAAAUAGAAAGGUUGGUAUCUUAAUUCAGAGGGUUAUUAGAAUCCUGUGGAUUGCGAUUUACUUGCACAACAUAUGUAGUCAUCUUAUUUGAUCCUUCACUGUCAUAUCACGUCAGGGUGGCGGAACUGUAACAGGAAAAAAUCUGUUGUUUCUUGUGUUCCUUGCCUCCUUGGCUGCACGGUUAUCGGCAUUGUAUUAAUGUGUUUAUUGUCCAAAAGAGAUGAGAAACAAGAUCAUUCUUCAGCACACUCAUCGUUUGGAGAUAUGUUGAAGAGUAUUGGUGCCCCUCUCAAGGACAGAAGGAUGCUUCUUUUAAUUCCUCUUAUGGCAUAUUCAGGGUUACAACAGGCAUUUGUAUGGGCUGUAUUCACAAAGAGUAUUGUGACACCGGUGCUUGGCCUAUCUGGAAUCGGCGGCGCCAUGGCAGUAUAUGGUGUAGCUGAUGUAGUUUGUUCAUUGGUUGCUGGACGUUUUACCUCUGGGCUUCAGUCAGCUACGUUUAUAGUGUCAGUGGGAGCUAUUCUUCAGGCUGCUGUCCUCUUCUGGCUGCUUCUCUUUCACCGCCCAAUGGGCGGAUUACUUGGCGCAGCGGCUCCACUAUUGAUAGGUGCCUUAUGGGGUGUUGGUAACGGAGUCCUGAACACACAGCUAAGCGCUUUACUUGGGCUGCUCUUCGAGGAUGUCAAGUUUAGGGUCUGGCAAUCAGCUGCCAUGGCAGUCAUCUUCUUCCUCAGCCAAGUCAUCAAACUGCAAGCCAUGCUUAUCUUGAUGUCCACGUCGCUCGUCGUCUCUUUUGGCUCGUUCCUGACACUCACCCUUGUUGUCGACAAGUCAUCAUCAACUAUCGGAUUGUGAGGUUAUUAUUUCUUUUUUUUAGGAACUGAGGCUAUUAUUUCUCUCCUCGGGUUUCCAAAUGGUGUCGUUGUUGCCACACGUCUUCACCAUUGUUACCAUUAGCAUGCAGUACAACAAGAGUGUUGUAUCUCCUGCAUAUUUUUAGCAAUGUUACAUUAACUAAUAGAUAAUACCCCGCGCGCUGCCGCGGGAAUCUGUUGCAGUAUAUUCUAAUGCGAUUUUGUAAUAAUAUUUCAGUGAGAUUUGGUCGUAUAAAACAUGAAUGCAUGGAUUA
Messenger RNA from Aegilops tauschii subsp. strangulata, 4220 nucleotides. The record is from RefSeq and is a predicted model, not a curated record. NCBI's taxonomy places the organism in Eukaryota, Viridiplantae, Streptophyta, Magnoliopsida, Poales, Poaceae.